GCUUUUUGAAAAGAAAUGAUAUGCUGCAAAACUGUUAUUUGGAUAAUAUGCUGUAUGUCACUUACUAAUGCAUUACUGCAUGAUACUAUCACUGACAAUAACACUAUGAUAUGCCCACCAAUUCUUGAUAAAGCUGUUCAAGGUGGGUUUGUUAAUCGUAUAGUAGCAUGUUCCUUUAAUAAACAAAAUUGCAGCUAUCAAAUAUCAGGUUUUGUCAAAAGUAUAGAUGUUCCAUCUUCAAGACUUCCAAACAAUUCUUUUACUCCAAGCAAUGGUCCUGGUUAUGUAUAUGGAGAUAAUGGUUCAUUUCGAGUUGAUGUUCCUGCAAGCUUAUAUGAUGAUAUAAAAAAUUUUGAUAUUUAUAUAACAAUUGGGUAUUUCUUUAAAAAUGGAACAUAUUAUUUUGGAGUGGCAAAUACUAACGGAGGUUUUUACAAAGUUUUAAGUGUACUUACAGAUAGCUCAUAUUCAGUUAAUUGGGUUGUUUUAAAUGCAAGAUAUUCUCUUACUUCGCUUGGUUUUAAUUUUAAUCUUUAUGGAAGUGGUGAUUUUAUAAGAUUUGAUGAUGUCUGCAUUUAUCAAGUCUGUAAAACUGGUUUUGUAUUCAAUAAUGCAUCAAGUCUAUGUGAAGACAUUAAUGAAUGUGCUUUAUCAAGUACAAACAAUUGCACAGUUAAUGCUAGCUGUAAUAAUUUCGUUGGUGGAUACAACUGCAUAUGUAAAAAAGGUUUCAAUACAAGUAAUGGUGAUAUAGAAUUGCUUUCAAAUCUCUGUUUAGACAUCAACGAGUGUGAAUUUUCAAACAAAAACAACUGCUCAGUGAAUGCAACAUGCAACAAUCUGGUUGGUGGAUACAACUGCACAUGUAAAAGUGGGUUCAAUACAAGUACGGGAGGAAUAGAAUCUCUUUCAAAUCAGUGUUUGGACAUUGAUGAAUGUGCUUUGUCAAACAAAAAUAACUGCUCAGUGAACGCAAUCUGUAACAAUUUCAUUGGUGGAUUCAACUGCACAUGCAAAAGUGGUUUCAACACAAGUAAUGGUGGAGUAGAGUUGCAGUUAAAUCAAUGUCUUGAUAUUAAUGAAUGUGCUUUGUCAAACAAAAAUAACUGCUCAGUGAAUGCAACAUGUAACAAUCUGGUUGGUGGAUACAACUGCAUAUGUAAAAGUGGUUUUUAUACAAGUAGUGGAGGAGUGGAAUCUCUUUUAGAUAUGUGUUUAGAAAUAAAUAGCAUUGGAUUAAAUAACACAUGUAAAGAUAUCUCUCCAACAGAACGAACUGAUUGUGGCUGGCCUGGAAUAUCAAAAAGUGAAUGCUACCAACGUAGCUGCUGCUUUGAUAGCUCUAUAAUAAAUGUCCGAUGGUGUUUUUUUCCGAUCAACUAUAAUAAAUGCGCUUUAUCAAACAGUUGUUCAAUUAAUGCAACCUGUAACAAUUUGGUUGGUGGAUAUAACUGCAUAUGUAAAAGUGGUUUUAACACAAGUAAUGGUGGAAUAGAGUCACUUUCAAACCAAUGUCUAGACAUUAACGAAUGUGCAUUGUCAACGAAAAACAACUGCUCUGCUAAUGCCAUAUGUAAUAAUUUGGUUGGUGGAUACAACUGCACAUGUAAAAGUGGGUUCAAUACAAGUAACGGAGGAAUAGAAUCUCUUUCCGAUCAGUGUCUGGAUAUUAAUGAAUGUGUUUUUUCAAACAAAAACAAUUGCUCAUCUAAUGCAACAUGUAACAAUCUGGUUGGUGGGUACAAGUGCACAUGUAAAAGUGGUUUCAAUACGAGUAACGGCCAAAUAGAGUUGCUCACAGACCAAUGCCUCGACAUCAAUGAAUGUGCCUUGUCCAACAAGAACAACUGCUCAGUUAACGCAACCUGUAACAAUUUGGUUGGUGGAUACAACUGCACGUGUAAAAGUGGUUUCAACACAACUAACGGUGGAAUUGAGUUGCUCUCAAAUCAAUGUCUAGACAUUAACGAAUGUGCAUUGUCAACGAAAAACAACUGCUCUGCUAAUGCCAUAUGUAAUAAUUUGGUUGGUGGAUACAACUGCACAUGUAAAAGUGGGUUCAAUACAAGUAACGGAGGAAUAGAAUCUCUUUCCGAUCAGUGUCUGGAUAUUAAUGAAUGUGUUUUUUCAAACAAAAACAAUUGCUCAUCUAAUGCAACAUGUAACAAUCUGGUUGGUGGGUACAAGUGCACAUGUAAAAGUGGUUUCAAUACGAGUAACGGCCAAAUAGAGUUGCUCACAGACCAAUGCCUCGACAUCAAUGAAUGUGCCUUGUCCAACAAGAACAACUGCUCAGUUAACGCAACCUGUAACAAUUUGGUUGGUGGAUACAACUGCACGUGUAAAAGUGGUUUCAACACAACUAACGGUGGAAUUGAGUUGCUCUCAAAUCAAUGUCUAGACAUUAACGAAUGUGCAUUGUCAACGAAAAACAACUGCUCUGCUAAUGCCAUAUGUAAUAAUUUGGUUGGUGGAUACAACUGCACAUGUAAAAGUGGGUUCAAUACAAGUAACGGAGGAAUAGAAUCUCUUUCUGAUCAGUGUCUGGAUAUUAAUGAAUGUGUUUUUUCAAACAAAAACAAUUGCUCAUCUAAUGCAACAUGUAACAAUCUGGUUGGUGGGUACAAGUGCACAUGUAAAAGUGGUUUCAAUACGAGUAACGGCCAAAUAGAGUUGCUCACAGACCAAUGCCUCGACAUCAAUGAAUGUGCCUUGUCCAACAAGAACAACUGCUCAGUUAACGCAACCUGUAACAAUUUGGUUGGUGGAUACAACUGCACGUGUAAAAGUGGUUUCAACACAACUAACGGUGGAAUUGAGUUGCUCUCAAAUCAAUGUCUAGACAUUAACGAAUGUGCAUUGUCAACGAAAAACAACUGCUCUGCUAAUGCCAUAUGUAAUAAUUUGGUUGGUGGAUACAACUGCACAUGUAAAAGUGGGUUCAAUACAAGUAACGGAGGAAUAGAAUCUCUUUCCGAUCAGUGUCUGGAUAUUAAUGAAUGUGUUUUUUCAAACAAAAACAAUUGCUCAUCUAAUGCAACAUGUAACAAUCUGGUUGGUGGGUACAAGUGCACAUGUAAAAGUGGUUUCAAUACGAGUAACGGCCAAAUAGAGUUGCUCACAGACCAAUGCCUCGACAUCAAUGAAUGUGCCUUGUCCAACAAGAACAACUGCUCAGUUAACGCAACCUGUAACAAUUUGGUUGGUGGAUACAACUGCACGUGUAAAAGUGGUUUCAACACAACUAACGGUGGAAUUGAGUUGCUCUCAAAUCAAUGUCUAGACAUUAACGAAUGUGCAUUGUCAACGAAAAACAACUGCUCUGCUAAUGCCAUAUGUAAUAAUUUGGUUGGUGGAUACAACUGCACAUGUAAAAGUGGGUUCAAUACAAGUAACGGAGGAAUAGAAUCUCUUUCCGAUCAGUGUCUGGAUAUUAAUGAAUGUGUUUUUUCAAACAAAAACAAUUGCUCAUCUAAUGCAACAUGUAACAAUCUGGUUGGUGGGUACAAGUGCACAUGUAAAAGUGGUUUCAAUACGAGUAACGGCCAAAUAGAGUUGCUCACAGACCAAUGCCUCGACAUCAAUGAAUGUGCCUUGUCCAACAAGAACAACUGCUCAGUUAACGCAACCUGUAACAAUUUGGUUGGUGGAUACAACUGCACGUGUAAAAGUGGUUUCAACACAACUAACGGUGGAAUUGAGUUGCUCUCAAAUCAAUGUCUAGACAUUAACGAAUGUGCAUUGUCAACGAAAAACAACUGCUCUGCUAAUGCCAUAUGUAAUAAUUUGGUUGGUGGAUACAACUGCACAUGUAAAAGUGGGUUCAAUACAAGUAACGGAGGAAUAGAAUCUCUUUCCGAUCAGUGUCUGGAUAUUAAUGAAUGUGUUUUUUCAAACAAAAACAAUUGCUCAUCUAAUGCAACAUGUAACAAUCUGGUUGGUGGGUACAAGUGCACAUGUAAAAGUGGUUUCAAUACGAGUAACGGCCAAAUAGAGUUGCUCACAGACCAAUGCCUCGACAUCAAUGAAUGUGCCUUGUCCAACAAGAACAACUGCUCAGUUAACGCAACCUGUAACAAUUUGGUUGGUGGAUACAACUGCACGUGUAAAAGUGGUUUCAACACAACUAACGGUGGAAUUGAGUUGCUCUCAAAUCAAUGUCUAGACAUUAACGAAUGUGCAUUGUCAACGAAAAACAACUGCUCUGCUAAUGCCAUAUGUAAUAAUUUGGUUGGUGGAUACAACUGCACAUGUAAAAGUGGGUUCAAUACAAGUAACGGAGGAAUAGAAUCUCUUUCCGAUCAGUGUCUGGAUAUUAAUGAAUGUGUUUUUUCAAACAAAAACAAUUGCUCAUCUAAUGCAACAUGUAACAAUCUGGUUGGUGGGUACAAGUGCACAUGUAAAAGUGGUUUCAAUACGAGUAACGGCCAAAUAGAGUUGCUCACAGACCAAUGCCUCGACAUCAAUGAAUGUGCCUUGUCCAACAAGAACAACUGCUCAGUUAACGCAACCUGUAACAAUUUGGUUGGUGGAUACAACUGCACGUGUAAAAGUGGUUUCAACACAACUAACGGUGGAAUUGAGUUGCUCUCAAAUCAAUGUCUAGACAUUAACGAAUGUGCAUUGUCAACGAAAAACAACUGCUCUGCUAAUGCCAUAUGUAAUAAUUUGGUUGGUGGAUACAACUGCACAUGUAAAAGUGGGUUCAAUACAAGUAACGGAGGAAUAGAAUCUCUUUCCGAUCAGUGUCUGGACAUUAACGAAUGUGAAUUGUCAACCAAAAACAAUUGCUCUUCUAAUGCUAUUUGUAAUAAUUCAAUUGGUGGGUACAAUUGCCUAUGUAAAAGUGGUUUCAAUACAACUAAGGGUGAAAUCGAAUCACUUUCAGAAUUAUGUGUUGGUAAUCAAUGCAUUGUUGCAAAUCCUUGCAAUUGGUCAAACAGUCUUUGCUUAUACUUUAAUGGGAGCUAUGAGUGCAAAUGUAAACCUGGUUGGGUUUUGGGUAGCAACAAUAUCAGCUGUGUUGACUUUGAUGAAUGUUCACAAAGACCAUGUGGAGAUUUGAACUGUGUGAACAAAAUUGGUUCUUAUGAAUGUCAGUGCUUGUUUGGAACAAUUUUUAACUCAUCAUCAAUGAUGUGUGAAGUUGUAAAUGAAUGCCAAGGAAUGAUAAAUGAAUAUAUAUGCAAUCCAGCUAAUGGCUUUUGUGUUAGUGUUAACUUUCCUUUACAACCUAAAUGUGUCUGUCCUAAAGGCUAUACAAUAUCAUUGGAAAAAAAAUGUGAAGAUGUCAACGAGUGUUUAACGUGGUGUUUAGGUCCAAAUGCAAAAUGCGAAAAUUAUGCUGGUGGUUAUCAGUGCACGUGUGCCGCUGGUUAUUCGUUUAAUUAUGGAAUACAUCAAUGCACUCGUAUCAAAAAUGAAACUUCAGACAAGCUUUACAAAGUCAUGACGGUAUUAAAAAAAAGAGGCUGUCGUUCUCUUCGUCAGAAAUGUGGUUAAUCGAAAAGCUUUGAAAAAGU
Molecule: messenger RNA, 5522 nt
Organism: Hydra vulgaris (swiftwater hydra)
Lineage: Eukaryota; Metazoa; Cnidaria; Hydrozoa; Anthoathecata; Hydridae
Source: RefSeq, a predicted model, not a curated record